AUGUCCAAGAAGGGCACGGGCGGCCGAGGCAAGGGGGACAAGGCGGAGCUCCUCGCUGCUCUGCAGGCCGCCAACGAGGAGCUGCGGGCCAAGCUCACUGACAUCCAGAUCGAGCUGCAGCAGGAGAAGAGCAAGGUCAGCCGGGUGGAGAGGGAGAAGAACCAGGAGCUGAGGCAGGUGCGGGAGCACGAGCAGCACAAGAACGCUGUGCUGCUCACCGAGCUCAAGACGAAGCUGCACGAGGAGAAGAUGAAGGAGCUGCAGGCCGUGCGUGAGGCCCUGCUGCGGCAGCACGAGGCCGAGCUGCUGAGGGUCAUCAAGAUCAAGGACAACGAGAACCAGCGGCUGCAGGCCCUGCUGCACAGCCUGCGGGACGGCGCCCCCGACAAGGCCAAGAUCGUGCUGCUGUCCGAGGCAAAGGAGGAGGCCAAGAAGGGCUUCGAGGCGGAGAAGAUAAAAAUGCAGCAGGAGAUCUCGGAGCUCAAGGGGGCCAAGAGGCAGGUGGAGGAGGCGCUGACCAUCGCGGUCCAGGCCGACAAAAUCAAGGCCGCGGAAAUCAGGAGUGUGUAUCACCUGCACCAGGAGGAGAUCUCCCGCAUCAAGAAGGAGUGCGAGCGGGAGAUCCGCAGGCUGAUGGAGGAGAUAAAAUUUAAAGACAGAGCAGUCUUCGUGCUGGAGAGAGAGUUAGGGGUUCAAGCCGGGCAUGCUCAGAGACUGCAGCUCCAAAAAGAGGCUCUAGAUGAGCAGCUGUCCCAGGUCAAAGAGGCUGAUCGGCACCUGGGCAGCCCCAGACGGGAACUUCCUUAUGCAGGCGGUGCAGGAGACGCCUCAGACCACUCGGGAAGCCCUGAACAGCAGUUGGAUGAAAAGGAUGCUCGGCGCUUCCAACUUAAAAUUGCAGAGCUGAGUGCGAUCAUUCGGAAGCUGGAGGACCGAAAUGCCUUGCUGUCGGAAGAAAGGAACGAGUUGUUAAAGCGCUUAAGGGAAGCUGAGAGUCAGUACAAGCCAUUGCUGGAUAAAAACAAACGCCUCACUCGGAAAAAUGAAGAUCUGUCCCAUACUUUACGUCGGAUGGAAAACAAGUUAAAAUUUGUCACGCAGGAGAACAUAGAAAUGGAGGAGCCCUUUGCAGCUCCUGCACCAGCUGCUGAAGACAUGGCGCCGUGGCUGGUGCUGGAGCCUCUGUAA
Molecule: messenger RNA, 1188 nt
Organism: Neomonachus schauinslandi (Hawaiian monk seal)
Lineage: Eukaryota; Metazoa; Chordata; Mammalia; Carnivora; Phocidae
Gene: JAKMIP3
Product: Janus kinase and microtubule interacting protein 3
Exons: 6
Coding region: 1-1188 (395 amino acids)
Molecular function (GO): kinase binding; microtubule binding
Source: RefSeq, a predicted model, not a curated record